GGAGCCAGAGGAUAAGCGCUGUGAGUCUGUCGCGCUCUAUACAGUCCAUAGUUGCGUUCCCGAGUGAAGUGCACUGAUGGAGUGCGAGCGGCUUUAUUACAGAACACCGGGCGCGCGCACUCACUUUAAUUUCAAAGGGUGAAGGUGACGUCACCGCAGGUCCAACGAAGUCUAGAAAGGAGAGCGCAACAUUUCCCAGUCUUCAUUCUUCCGCGAGAGGUCAAGUGUGGAUUAGGAUGGUCAUCAGAGUGUACAUCGCCUCCUCGUCCGGGUCUGUCGCGCUGAAGAAACAUCAGCAGGCCAUCGUGGGCUUUCUGGAGGCCAACCGGAUCAGUUUUGAGGAGGUUGACAUCACCAUGCUGGAGGAUCAGAGGCUCUGGAUGUACCGGAACAUUCCUGAAGAGAAACGACCUGAAAAAGGCAAUCCUCUCCCCCCUCAGAUCUUCAAUGGAGAAGACUACUGCGGCGAUUAUGAAGAUUUCUUCCAGUCUAAAGAGAUGAACACAGUGUUCUCAUUCCUCCGUCUGUCCCCUGUAAAGCUAAUUUAUAUUAGAUGAUAAAACCUGUUUUCAGAAAAUAUAUUGACUCUGAAUCGUAGAUCGUGCUGUUGACAUUGAUGUAACUCUCGUCCUCUACUCUGAAGCCCUCACUGCCAGCAAUGCUUUCUGCCAAACACAGGCUGCCCUCCGGCCCAGCUUUUCCGAAGAAACAUCUUCUCAUUCAAACACACACGUACACAGGGUGAUUACAUAUGUUUUCUAUGGCUAAUUAAUUAUUUAUGUGCAUUGCUGUUUUGUUUCAUUUGUUGUACACGUGUUGCAUGAAAAGCCUAUUCUGCUUUUUUAAACAUGAUACAGGGAUAGAAAGUGAACUUAUACCUGUGUGUGUGUUUUGUGUGCAUAAGACUUACAUUGUUAAUCUACACAAAGAGAAUAAUAAGUAUGCAAGUCUCUUGUAAGUCGUUCUUUGUUAAGGAGCUCAGACGGACGGCCAAAAGGAACUGUUGGGAAACAGCAGAAGAAUUUGGUAUAAUGUUGUCCUGUCCGCAGGCUUUGAUCUAUUUGUAAAAAGAAGUUCACACCAAAAACAGCCUCAAAACAGGAAAUAGAAUCCUGACCUGAAUUAAUAUCUCAGCAUAACAGAGCUGAUCUAAGCUUAGUGUUUCCACGACACAUAAUGGCUCUUCAAAGCUUUUCAGAGUGUUAAACUGGUCCUGAAUCAGUUUUCGAACACCUUAUGCUUUAUUAGUAGAAUUUCAGAUCUCACUCCUACAUCCUUUUCUCAUUCCUUCUGCUGGAAAACAUGCUAAAGAACUCAUAUCUUGUUUUUUUCUCUUUAUUUUUCUGUUAAAAUGUGUUUUUCUUCUCAGGGGUAUGGUAGCAUGUAGCAUGUAUCACACUGUGAUGCCUUGACUCCCAGCUCACCCAUUUAUGUAGCUCAUAUAGUGACUUAUACAAAGCAGGGGAGAAUAGUUGGUUUACUCACAGUGUCGGUUGUGUGGAACAUGUUUUAUAUUAACACAGUCUACUCUCUUUUUUCUUAUGACAAUCUACUGCCAUUCUCCCCCAAAACCACCUUAAACAAAACAGACUCACUCCCAAACAUACUUUCAUUACAUUUUCCAUUUACUAUUCAUUUAGAUUGCAUCACUCCUCCCAUUCCACAUGAAUAAGCACUAAAUGUAUGUUUAUGCACACAUACACACACACCAUUCUCAGGACACAAUCAUGUUUAUGUCACACACACAUAUAGUCACACAUAUGUAUACUUCCUCUCUAUAUUGAUGUUUGUAUGAAGUUACUGUUGUUUACUCUAAAUGAAUAAUUUAAAAAUCUAAUUUUUAAUAAAGUAUAUAUAUAUAUAAAAAACUUCUUUAAUGGUGUUUUCUUGUGUUUCUCCAGAGUCUUGUUUUAGGCAAAUAUUGCACAUAAAACAAAAGUGGCAUUCUAUAAUUGAAACAAAUGAUUUGUCUUUAAUAUAUAUAACAUACUGUAUAUCGUUUUGCUUAACUUGCUGUGCUGUAUUAAUUUUCUAAACACAGUAUAAUGUGUGUGUACAGCAUAAUGUAACUUUUGAAAAAGCCCAGUGGAACAGUCCAGAUAUCCCAGCAUGCCUUUGCAAGUGGCAGUUUUGCAUUAGCUAGCAUAAGAGGCUGACGUAGAGAGUGUGAGAAAAUGUUGUUCGUCUAUAAAUAGAUACAGAUGUUUGCUAACCAUGAGCUGAAUACUAAAAAUGGAUGGAUACAGUAUUCAAAUAACAUUUUGACACACAGGACAAAAUUCCUUAUAAGAGAGUCCAUGAUGUCUAGAGGGUCUGCCAAUUAUUAUUUGAUUUCAAACUAAUUUUGUAUAAAUAAAUAAAAAAUUCAUGGAUACUGAUCUUAGUCACAUUGUUUCACUUUAAUUUAAAUCUAUCAAAUAGUUUAUUUUCAAUAAACUGUUCAUCUGAAUCUCUGUUAUAGUUCAAUGUUUGCAUUUGCUGCCAUUACCUUUUAAUAGGUCAAUCAGAAU
Molecule: messenger RNA, 2510 nt
Organism: Carassius auratus (goldfish)
Lineage: Eukaryota; Metazoa; Chordata; Actinopteri; Cypriniformes; Cyprinidae
Product: SH3 domain-binding glutamic acid-rich-like protein 2
Exons: 5
Coding region: 237-557 (106 amino acids)
Cellular component (GO): cytoplasm
Source: RefSeq, a predicted model, not a curated record